Molecule: messenger RNA, 1612 nt
Organism: Pollicipes pollicipes
Lineage: Eukaryota; Metazoa; Arthropoda; Thecostraca; Pollicipedomorpha; Pollicipedidae
Product: facilitated trehalose transporter Tret1-2 homolog
Exons: 3
Coding region: 26-1612 (528 amino acids)
Biological process (GO): transmembrane transport
Cellular component (GO): membrane
Molecular function (GO): transmembrane transporter activity
Source: RefSeq, a predicted model, not a curated record
AGCGCCAGCUCCCGAUCGGCGAGGAAUGGACAAGAGUCCCGAGACUGUUAUCGAGAUUGCAAGCUACUUUGGAAGAAUCAAGCUCAGGAAAUGGCCACAGUACAUCGGCACGGGGCUGGCGUCCAUGACGCAGUUCUCGAUCGGCAUCAUCAUGGCCUUCUCUGCGAUCCUGGUUCCCCAGCUGCGGGCUGAUGCGAGCCUGCUGCUCUCGCCGGAACAGCAGAGCCUGCUGGUGUCCAUCACCACGGCGGGCAUCGUGCUGGGCUGCGCGCUCAGCUCGGUGCUGCUGCGCCUGAUGGGGCCGCGCCGGCUGAUGAUGCUCCAGGGGCCGCCGGCCGUGGCCUCCUGGCUGCUGGUGGCCCUCGCCAGCGACCUGCGCCUCGUCAUCUGCGGCCGCCUGCUCGUCAGCUUCCUGAACGCCACCACGCUCUCCUGCUACACCAUGUACAUCUGCGAGAUCGCUAGCCCGCAGGCACGCGGCCUGCUCUCGGCCGCGCCCGAGGUAUUCUGCUCGCUGGGCCUGUUGGUCGGCUACGCGGUGGGCGCGGCCGUGCACUGGUCGCACAUGGCACUGGCGCUCGGCCUGCUGCCCAACGUGGUGAUGACGGCCGGCUUCUUCUGGCUGCCCGAGUCGCCCGGCUGGCUGACGGCGCACUACUGCUUCGAGGAGGCGGCCGCGUCUUACCGCUUCUACCGCGGCGAGGACUUCCCGGCCGAGCGCGAGAUGCAGGCGGCGAUGCAGCGCGCCGAGAAGCGCGAGGACCGCGGCAGCGUGGCGGACGUGCUGCGGCGCAUGGUGCGGCGCGAGGCGCUCGUUCCCAUCCUGCUGGUCACUGGCCUCUUCGUGCUGCAGAUCCUCUCCGGCAUGCUGGCCGUGCUCAGCUACGCUGUCACCAUCUUCCAGAUCUCGGGCUCGUCCGUCGACGAGUACCUCUGCGCCGUCAUUCUGGGAUGCACACGACUCGUGUGCAACGUGCUGGCGUCGGCGUUUGCCGACCGGUUCGGUCGCAAAACGCUGCUGAUCGCCUCCAGCCUUGUGUCGGCGUUGGCACUGGUCGCACUCGGCGGCUUCUUCUUCGCGCAGCAGCGCAGCCUGCUGCCGCCCGGCGGCGCGCUCGGUUGGGUGCCCAUCGUCGCGCUCAUCCUCUACAUGGCGGCGGCCAGCUUCGGCAUCGCGCCUGUCACUUGGAUGCUGCUCGGAGAGCUAAUCCCUGCCUCCGUCGGCAUGGUGGCCAACGGCGCCAUCCUCACCGUCUGGGGUCUCGUCUACUUCGCCGUGCUCCAGGCAUUCCCGUUCCUGACGCAGGUGCUGGGCGCGCACGGCACAUUCUGGGGCUUCGCCGCCUGCUGCGUGGCGCUCGCCGUCUACACGGGGCUGCUGGUGCCGGAAACGCGCGGGGUCGAACUGCAGGACGUGGCGGCGCUCUUCCGGCGCCGGCCGACGCCGGACAAGAAGGCCGAUGGCACGCAGGACCAGCGCUUGCGCAAUCUGUAUGGCGCGCUGCCGCAGCCGCGCAACGCCAUCUACCUGGAGAACCAGGCAGUGAUUCAGUAUGUGCGCCGGCGCGCCGAGUCCUGCACGGGCGAUCUGCGCACGCCGGCUGCGAACUAG